Molecule: messenger RNA, 2942 nt
Organism: Xenopus tropicalis (tropical clawed frog)
Lineage: Eukaryota; Metazoa; Chordata; Amphibia; Anura; Pipidae
Product: extracellular calcium-sensing receptor
Exons: 6
Coding region: 1-2460 (819 amino acids)
Biological process (GO): G protein-coupled receptor signaling pathway
Cellular component (GO): plasma membrane; membrane
Molecular function (GO): G protein-coupled receptor activity
Source: RefSeq, a predicted model, not a curated record
AUGGUGUUUGCAAUCAUGGAAAUUAAUGCAUCAAAUGAUCUUUUACCCAAUAUAACGCUGGGCUUCCACCUCUAUGAUUCCUGUUAUAAUGAGAUACGGUCACUAAUUGGAGCAACAUGGAUUUUAUCUGGGAAGAAAAAUGGAGUGCCAAACAUUCACUGCAACAAGGAUCUUAUGCCACUGGCUAUUGUUGGCGACUUGCCCUCUAAGGCCUCAGAGCCCCUAGCAAGGAUCUUGGGAUUGUACAGAUAUCCGCAGAUUAGCUAUGGUUCUGUACUGCCUGUGUUGAGCAAUAAAAUUCAGUUUCCAUCCUUCUUAAGGACAGUAUAUAAUGCUGACUAUGAUUUUUUUGGCAUUGCUCAUGUGGUUAAGUACUUCAACUGGACCUGGGUGGGUGUUAUAUCCUCAGAUAAUGAAUUGAGGAUAUUGGGUGCUCAAAUUGUAACUAGAGAAAUAGAGAAGAAUGGUGGAUGCAUUGCAUUUCAAGAGACACUUCCUAUAAUCAACUCCAUGGAGUCUGUCUACCGUAUCAUUGGACUUGUCAAGAGAUCCAGUGCAACAGUGAUCAUUUUAUUCUGUUCCAUAGAAGUCCUUGUCCCUUUAAUGGAACUGGCUUCUUUUCACAAUAUCACUGGCAAAGUGUGGGUAGAAAUGGCAGGCUGGUCCAUUACUUCUAACUUCCCUAGGACUGACAUCUUAACAACCUUAAAUGGGAGCCUUGCAUUAUCACCUCAAAAGGGGAAAAUUCCAGGCUUUAAGGAGUUUCUUUAUAGCAUCCAUCCUUCCAGAUUUCCAGAUGAUCCUUACAUGAAGACAUUUUGGGAGAAUGCUUUUCACUGUAUUUGGCCAGGAAAUGAUGCAGUCAAUAAUACAUCUCCAGCACUGCUUAAAGAAGACAUUGUUUGGUGCACAGGAGAGGAGAGACUGGACAGUAUUGAUCCCAAUAUAUAUGAUGUCUAUAACUUUAAAUACACAUAUAGAACACAUAACGCAGUCUUUGCACUAGCUCAUGCUUUGCACCAGAUGAAGAACUGUGUCCCAGGGAAAGGGCCUUUCAAGAAUGGAUCUUGUGCUGAUAUUUAUAACCACCGGCCUUGGCAGCUGCUUCAUUACCUCAGAAAGGUAGACUUCAACAACACAGCAGGAGAAAGAAUAUAUUUUGAUGAGAAUGGGGAUGUCCCUCAGUCUGUGGAGAUUUUGAACUGGCAGCUGUUCCCUAAUGGAAGUAAUCAGUAUGUCUCUAUUGGUAGUUUUGACUUCGGCUCUCUAAAUGGCGAGGGGCUCAGUAUUCAGCUAAACAAGAUUUUAUGGAAUGGAGGACACAGCCAAGUAAGUUUUAUUGGACUUAGUUUUCUGGAGCCAGAGGCAUUACAAGAAAAAUGGAUCAAAUCCGAAAACCUCAAAAUCCUCAUUUUCGUCCCAAGUUCGGUUUGCAGUGAUCCAUGUCCCAAAGGCUACAGAAGAGCUGCAAUUCAGGGGCAGAAGAUCUGCUGCUUUGAUUGCCUGCCAUGUUCUGAAGGAGAGAUUCUCAACCCAAAUGAUGACAGUGAAUGUCUCAAGUGCCCAGAAGACAAAUGGCCUGAUAGCAGAAAAGAAGAGUGCCUACCAAAACCCAUUAAGUUCCUUUCUUAUGAUGAGACACUGGGCUCCACUUUAGCUUGUAUUUCAGUCUUGUUUUGUCUCCUUACAUUUUCAGUGUUCUGCCUGUUUAUAAUCAAAAGAAAGACCCCCAUAGUGAAGGCAAAUAACAGAGAUCUCAGUUACCUACUUCUCAUCUCCCUCAUGUUUGGCUUCAUGUGUCCCUUGGCAUUCAUUGCCAGACCCAACCGGAUAAUGUGCAUGAUACGCCAGGUCAUGUUUGCUGUCAUUUUUUCACUUUGCGUUUCUACCAUACUAGCAAAGACUAUCACUGUCAUAAUGAUAUUUAGUGCUACAAAUCCAGACAGUAAACUAAAGAAACUAGUGGGACUAAGAAUACCCAUUUAUAUUGUCCCAGUGUGUACCAUGGUUCAGGUAAUUCUAUGCAUAGUUUGGCUGACCACAGAAGCUCCAUUUGCAGAGUUCAAUAUGGCAGCAGAAAUAGGAAUAAUAGUGAUUGAGUGCAAUGAGGGGUCCAGGGUGUUAUUUGCUUGUGUCUUGGGGUACAUGGGUCUCUUAGCCUCCAUUAGUUUAUUUGUUGCCUUUCUGGCUAGGAAGCUCCCUGACACAUUUAAUGAGACCAAGUUCAUUACAUUCAGUAUGUUGGUAUUUGCCAGUGUUUGGGUGACAUUUAUACCCGCUUAUCUCAGUACCAAGGGGAAACAGACAGUGGCAGUAGAAAUCUUUGCCAUUCUCUCUUCAAGUGCUGGGUGUCUUUUUUGCAUCUUUUCCCCAAAAUGUUAUUUAAUAUUAUUGCACCCAGAAAUGAACAGCAGACAGUACAUCACAGGGAGAAAUACUAGAAACCAAGGGAUACAAUAGGCAUCUGAACUUAUCUGCAUUUUAUUAGAAUUACAUAUACUAAUUGAUUCCCCACAUUAUGGAUUCUGAAACAUUCAUCUUUACACUUUACAUUAUAUAUGAGCACAGAUGCCAACAUAUUGAGUUUAAAAGUAAAAAGCAGUCAUCUUUUUAGAACUCUUCUGCUUUACAGUGUUCUCCUGCUUCAUCUUUGGAAUGUACCAUGUAUCUGAAACAUGAGGAUAUAAUAUUGUAUAUUGACUAUGGUGUGUUUUGCAGAAAAACUGAAAAUAGUAGGGUAAUGUAAUAAAAUGUUCCCUGUUCUGUUGUGAUCUUUAAUUCUACAUCCUAAAAAAACAAGAAAUAUAUAUGAAAUUAUGCCCAAAAGCUGAUUAAAUAGCAGAGCCUUUGAGAUACAAGUUUAGGAAGUUUUAUUAAGACACCCAGCACUAAUUAAAAGUAAAGAGAAAUCCCAUUCAUUCAAUACAAGGGAACUUAUGAAA